AUGGGCAAAAAACGCAAGAGGCCCGUCAAGGGCGGCCAGGCGCGCCUGAAACCAUCGAAACAACCCAUCAAGGCCCCAUUGAUUUCUCAUUCAAGGAUCAACGACUCCGAUGCAGUCGAGAUCUCCCAUCCGGUCAUAUCCCAAUAUUACCGCCAAGUGGUAACACUGCGGCAUUUCAUUCUGCAGCGCAUCCCCCAAUCGUCCAAGGGGCGCCGACGGAGAAUCGCGGCUAUCCGAAGUGAUGGCACUCACUUGGGGACGAAUGAAGAAUCCCUUGCCCAUCUUCUCGAUACAACUCUAGUUGGAGUGUGGACUGAACUACCCUUGGCUCAGAGCGAGGAACGCCGACGGGAUUUCAUCGCCUAUACCCAGACUCAGAGGACUCAAAUUGGAACUGAUACUGGGCCUGCGAGUCCACAGUCACUCGUCGAUUUUGUCAUCUGGUCACUCUUUGAUCACCGGGGCCACUCGUAUCGAAGAGCAGAACAUCUUCUCACUCAUGGGUUCCAGGAGGCCGGAGGUUUCCCCCAUGGCAACCUACAACCGUGCAGUAUACCGGGCGUUGAAGCCAAGUUUCCCAAUAGGAAUGUCGAGAAGCUGAAACAAGCGCCCUGGGCAGAUGUCCUCGGCCUUCUUGGGACCAACGGUGACGACAUAAUGAUCAAGCUCUUGCUCGAUUGUGGUAUUUUUAUCCCUAUUGAUGCCAAAAAGGGUGUUUAUUAUCAGCUGAGUGGACGCGCAUUAUCAGCUCUCGACCCCAUUCAAACACCCAAAGUAUCCUCGCAGCCUAUAACGAAAUGCGAACAGCCCUGCCUGGUGAGAGUAAAUCCCCAAACGUCUAGAAAAGGAGUCAAAGAGAAUAGCAAUAAACGAAACCCCAGCACGGUUUUCUUCUCUAUCCGACAGACCUGCUACGCUCGUCCCCGUCUGGAUCCCAAGGGAAGGAUAGAAUUCGGCAUGCCUAAUCGUGAGUCAAUGCGUAAACUGAUCAUACUCUUCUGA
Molecule: messenger RNA, 1002 nt
Organism: Aspergillus calidoustus
Lineage: Eukaryota; Fungi; Ascomycota; Eurotiomycetes; Eurotiales; Aspergillaceae
Source: the annotation of a GenBank genome assembly